Opisthorchis viverrini is the source of this 264-nucleotide messenger RNA. RefSeq lists its product as hypothetical. The transcript has a single exon. The record is from RefSeq and is a predicted model, not a curated record. The coding region runs from base 1 to 264 and encodes 87 amino acids. Lineage: Eukaryota; Metazoa; Platyhelminthes; Trematoda; Opisthorchiida; Opisthorchiidae.
AUGUCCCACAGAACGUUAGAUGAUAGUGAACAUAAUCGGCUUGCAGACAGUGACCAGCAACACUGCAAUGGAUCUGGUUUAAGGAACAUUGUUAUUCACUUGGGUGGUGACAAACCGACCUCAGUUUACGUUUCGAUAUGUCCAUUCUUUGCAAACGAUCAGAACCCUUCGCGAGAGAACGUGUUCGUCAAGCAAAAUGACGUUUCCUACUGGAAGUUUGAAUAUGCGCUUUCUAGCAGUGUGGUCACUCGUCGACACAUAUGA